GGAAUAGAUCAAUGACAGUUGGUCUAUAGUUUAUGGUGGAAAAAUCGAUAAAGCUAUUCAAGUAAUCAGUAAAAGCGUUCAAUAUUUAAUCAAUUCAUGAAAUGAUUAAUGUUUUGACAUCGAGAGGCACAAAGACAAGAUAGAGCAAAAUUAGUAAUGAAGACUAUGUGACAGAAACAUAAUUGUGAUAAUUUUUUAUACUGAGUAAAAAUACAAUUUUUGGUGAUUAAUUUGUAACAUAAAAUUGACAUGAAAUCGUUUUGUGAGAGAUGAGUGUCUUCGGGGAUUUUCAACGUGUGUGGGUGCAACGAUUUCCAGAGAGUGCUUUACCAGCCGCUUGGGAGGAAGAUGUCAGGGCCAAUUUAGCUAAACACAAACAGAAAGUGGCUAUACUCAGGGAGGAGUUAGAGAAGGAAGAGUUCUACGUGGAGUAUCUGGAGACCCUGUUGUCUGAUGUGGAGAAACAUAAGACAGCGUCGCUGGGGAAAGGGGUGCCGCCCUCGGGACUUGACGUGAGCGAGGCUGAUGAUAACGCGGCUGAUAUCAAGCAGGUUUCCAACACAGACUCAUUAUCCAAGAAGAGCAUAACAAGUCUAACAAGUAGUAAAAGCGAUGAGUCUGCCCCUGAGACGGCUGAAGCCGAACCAGUUCAGUUGAGGAGUAAGCCUAAUAAGCCGCUGCAUGCGGAGAGGAGCUCCGUCAACCAGUGCAUCAAUGAGCUCUCUUCUAACUUGGUGGCCGAGGCGGCUCGGAGAAGAUGCAACAGUGAAGUAGUGCAGCGAACUGAAAAUAAUCAGGAUACAAAUGCUUUAGAAGAAACGAGUCCGAGUCCAGCUAAAAACCGUCCAGCGUCACAAGCGGGUGAUUUUGUAACAGUCAUCGAAGUCAAUGGUCUGAAGGCAGCCGAGAAUGCGUCCAAGAAAGUCCAGGAAUCGCCGCCGUCUUCUGAGAGCAGCCCCGUGGACCCCACGGCCGCUGCUAAGAAAAAAGUACCACCCAAACCUCCACCGAAAACGUUUGGCAAACGUGGCGCCUCGCUGCCCGAGUCGGACCUCCCUGGAGACAGUCCACCAUCGUCGCUGGGGCGGAGACUCCGUGGUGCGGAGUCUCGGGAGUCCAUCGGCAGCAGAGCAUCCACGCCCUCCAUCAGUGAACGAGUGAAAAGCUACGAAUCCAUAAACUCCUUAUCAUCGGAGCGCAAACGCUCCGGCGGGGCGGCGACGCCGCUCUCCAUCGACGAGGAGGCGUCCACGCCCGACACGCCCGGCGAGACGGGCGGGGAGCCCGCCUCGCUGGAGAGCAUCCCCGCCGGGCCCGAGGACGAGCCCUACUAUGACCAAGUGCCGCAGGACAUUAACGAUGGCGAAUACGUUUAUAUACAAGCAGGCGGUACGGGAUCUAGUGCGGACGACGCAUCAAGCGGCGCCAGCACGUUGGCGCUGUCCACGCCGGCCGCGUCGCAGGCGCCCACCGCGCCGCGCGCGCCCGACUCGCCGCCCGUCGCCACCGCGCCCAACUACGUCAACAUACACUACUUCAUACAACAAGCGGGUGAAGGCGCGGAGGCGAACGAAGCCAACACAGAGUUAGCGGAUUCCAGCGACACACCGCUAUUGUUGAGGACAAUAUCCUCUGACACAGAGGCGAGCGCCACGCCGCCUGCCUUGAGGAAGCUACAGCACCAGGAAUCGAUCAAUAGCAGUAAUGCGGAGGCCGAGCGCCUCACCAUGCAUCGGUGCAUUGUCACGAGUAUCAUCGAGAGCGAGACCGUCUACGUCGAAUGCCUAUACGUUAUGGAAAAGUACAUGAACGCCAUAAAAGCGACGCUGUCGACGUCCCAGCCUGUGAUAACGGAGGAAGAGUUCAACACGAUAUUUUACAAAAUAUCCGAGCUGCAUGAGUUACACAAGAACUUCCUCGAGGGACUGAAGGCCGCCGUCGCUAGUUGGGAAGAGCCUCUAUCCGUGGGAAGCCACUUUAAAAAAAUGGCGGAGAACAUAAACGUAUACGGCGCGUUCCUGCACAACUACGGUCGCGCGACGGACGCCGUGCGACGCCGGUGCGCGAGCUCGCAACGCUUCGCCGACCUCACGCGCCAGAUCGCCUGCCGCGGCCAGCCCAUGUCGCUCGACGAUCUGCUGCACAAACCCGUCGCUAGAGUCCAGAAGAACGCUCUUGUCUUGCACGAUCUCAUAAAAUACACCCCUGCAAGCCAUCCUGACCACGCGAUGCUCACCGACGCACUCAACAUGACACAACAUUUCCUCGACGAAUUUAAUAUUAUACAAACUAAAUCUAUGUUCCCUAACGCAGACCGCGCCCAAAGAAGACUCGUCAAGAAUUCAUUUAUUGUAGAACUUUCGGAUGGACAUAGAAAAUUGAGGCAUUUAUUCCUUUUCAAUGAUGUCAUAGCUUGUGCCAAAUACAAGGCUUCAGGGCGCGAUAAGUUCACGUUCGAGUUGAAGUGGUUCAUCCAGCUGCCGGAUAUCGUGGUGGUAGAGGAGGAGGUCGGCGCAGCGGACGCGCGGGAAACCUCCCCCGCCAACAUCGUGGCCCUCAAGUCGCAGGCGUCCACCGUGCGCGACCAGAUACUGGCUGAAGAACGAGCCGCGCAGGAUGACAAGAAAAUCAGACUGGGCAGUCGCGGCACGGCAGAAAAGCAGCGCAAGAAGCUUGCAGAGCUAGAGGGGCAGCUAGUACUGGCAUCGCCUAACCUGGUGCUACGGAUUGGAGCGCGCGCACCCGGCGCGUCCGCGCUGCAACGGCACCACAUCUUCUUCCUGAGUUCCGAGUAUGAGCGCACGCAGUGGAUCGACUCCAUACAUGCACUACAGGCAUCAUCGGCGCCACCAGGCGGCUCAGCGGCCGUGUCGAUGCUGGAGCUCCAGGCGUGGGUGACGGCGUGCCGCAGCUACCUGCAGACGGACAUGGGCUCGUACCUGCUGCGCAGCGGGCGCGACGACUCGCUGCUGCUGGGCGACCUGCAGCUGCACAUCACCGGCAUGACCGCGCCGCUCGACUCCUCCGCCGACUACUACAUAGUGGUGGAGGUAGAUUCGUACGGGCACUACUUCCGCAAGGCGAAGUCGAAGCUGGUCUGCCGAACGGCGCAGCCGCGGUGGAACGAGACCUUCACGCUGGAGCUGGAGGGCUCGCAGAACCUCCGCCUGCUGCUGUACGAGGACGCGGCGCGUCCCGUGCUGCGCGGAAAGUGCACUGUCAAGCUGUCGCGGUCCUGGGCGGCGGAGGCGGCGGGCGGGGGGGCGGCGCGCACGGUGGCGCUGGGCGGCGGCGCGCUGCCGCUGCGGCUGCGGCUGCUGCCGCCCGAGCACUCCGCGCGCCGCGUGCCCACCGCCAAGCCCGGCACGCUCUUCGGCGCCAAGAUCACCAGCGUCGCCAAGCGUGAGAAGCGCAACAUCCCGUUCAUCAUCAGCGCGUGCGUGCGCGAGGUGGAGCGGCGCGGCAUCCUGGAGGUGGGCGUGUACCGCGUCUCCGGCAGCGCCUCCGACCUCGCGCGCCUGCGCAAGAGCUUCGAGACCAACGCUUACGAGGCAGAACAACUGCUGAAAGAAGUUGACAUCCACUCUGUGACCGGCGUGUUGAAGCUCUACCUACGAGAGCUUCCCGAAGCGCUGUUCACUGAUGCGCUGUACCCAGAUUUUUUGAAAGCUUGGAGCGCAACACAGGGCGUGGGCACUUCAGUAGACUCCGGUCCGGCGCAUACGCGGCGGCAUGCGCUUAUGAAGUGUUUCGCGCAGCUGCCCGACCUCAACAAAAAUUGCAUCGAUUUCCUGCUCAAUCAUUUUGUCAAAGUGAACCAGCACGAGGCGGACAACAAGAUGUCGCUGCACAACCUGGCGACGGUGUUCGGGCCGACGCUGCUGCGGCCGGGCGGCGCGGCGGCGGGCGUCAAGCUGCGCGCCGACCAGCUGGCGGCCGGCACCGUGGACGCCAUGGCGCAGGCCGGCAUCCUCUACUGCCUGCUGCAGCAGCGCCAGCUCGCCGCGCAGCUCUCCUCCCACCACCGCGGCAACUGACCGCCCCCGUCACCCGCACACCCACCCACGGACUGGACUGAUCUAUCCCUACAGAAACGCUAAUCUCUACACUAGCUAAUCUCUAGCGUUGUAAUCUUACAACGCUAGAGUCGACCCGCUAAGUUUUAAUGCGAAAUGCUACGUCAAGUGUGCCGCUUCUAUGGAAUAUGUAUGUAUUGUUACCGAGUCUGUGCUAAGUUAGCGCGUCCGGAGUCUAUCUAUACUUUUUUUUGUUACUGUGGUUUAUUACUCCUUGCCGAUUUAAGAAAGGUGGCUUUCACACGUUAGGAAAAUGUUCGGUGCGAAAAUAUUGUUCUUAACACCACCAUAGAGAAAUAUAGUAAGCAUAACAUUUGAAAAAUGUGAUGUUGAUGCUCUGGAACUUUUUUAAUUCUUGGGUGUUUUCUGGUUUCAAAAUCCUGACAAAUUACAGGGCGGCACUCUAUUUCCAUGCGUAGUACGUAUUUGUAUUGUAAACGUGUUAUAGUCAUUUGAAAUAUUGAGUCACACAAAAAUGGUACUAUACUAUUGUAAUACCACUUAAUUCACUAUCGCGUGCUGAAGGUAACAUUACCUUCCGCGAUUAAAAUGUUGAAUAUACUUAUAUCGAUAAUCGGUAUAAGAGUUAUAAGUGCUUUCAUUUCAAGUUUACGUGUGACACUGACUUGUUUUUGCUUGUAAUAUGAUAAAAAAAAAACAUCCUUAAUUUACAAUAUAUUAUAUUAGUAUUUUUUGCACGACAGAGUGCUUGAUUAAAUUCGCAUAUAUUUAAAAUUGUAUACUUCUUUUUAUAACUAGCUUUGGCGUUUUGAUGUCUGCGUGAGGGAAACGACUUCUGAAGUGAACCUAGAAAUAGCUUCCACGUCCUUCCGCGGGAACGCUUGUCCUUUAUUAAAAUAUUGCCUGUUAACGAAUAGGCGUUAAGUUAGAUAGUCAACUCGAACGAUCCAAAACAUACACAAACGACGGUUACAAUCAUAAAGACAAAUAUUUAAAAUGCCUUAGCGUUCGUGCAAAUUAGAGGUAAGUGUAAACGUAAGAUUUUUUCUAAAUUAAAAUUUUUCUGAGUAUUCAUUUUUUGGUCACAAAAUGGUGGCCCAACAAAGUAUCGUAGCAAAUUUUAUUGGAGCCACCGGCUUCGCUCACACAAGUUUUCUCUUUUUAAUAACUCUAUUGUUUAAGCGGACAUAGGUAGAUUUAUAUAAGGAAGGGUUGAAGAAUUAAUAGUUAUAGUUACAAAUCUGUGUAAGUCAGUCAGCAGGCUCACGACACAAAUGUGUGCUAUUCUUGAAACUCAGUUACAUUUUGUACAGGGCAUACUAGAAUUAGACAGUUAUUUUAAUAAUGCAGUUGUCCAUUAUACAUUAUUUAUUUUAUUUACAUUUGUACCAUUUGGAGUAAAACAGAUACCGGCCAAACAAUCGCCAAGUUUAUAUAAGUUAGCCUGUAAUUAUAAUCGGCAGAUAAAAGUAAAAUCAUAACAAGUACAUUACAAUUCAUGAACGAAUACAUUUAAGCUUUCUAAUUUAAAUACACUGCCAGAUUUAAGUCCAAUUACGUUUUAUAAAUAAGAAUCCAUUAUUGGAAUAAAGUGUAUUAUUUCUAACCAGUAUUCGUAAUUAUAUUCAAAAUCAAUCAUGUAAGUAACAAGUGUUAUGCGACAUUCCAUGAAAUAAAACAGACUGAGUGUAGAACUAUUACACGUAAUAUCAUUUCCAGAAAUUUAGCUUAUUAACAAUUUUGAACUUUAAAUACUGGGUCGAAAAGAAAUUUAAGAUUCAGUGAGUAUUAGGAAGUGGGACCCAAUUAAUAAUAAUGAUUGUAAUAAAUGAUUAGCAUAUAAAUUGGAGCAGACUGAUAUGAAUUAAUUGUUUACUUUUUUUCUACCUUCGACAAAACACCUUUGAUCAAAGUAAGUUUUAGUUUUGUAUGACUGCAGCACAAGCAGGACCUUUGUGGAAGACUAAAUUAUUUUAACGUGAUUUUUUAUUUAAUUAUGGAUCUGUCUGCGGUUAAUAGUGCAGGAGACGAAUGAUUAUUAUUAUUAUUAUAUAGGGGAUGAUGUUUCGGUUGUCACGUAGCAUUGUAAUGCUAGUCGUCUUUAUUUAAUAUGUUCAAUUAUUGUAUUGUUGUCAGUACGGGGUUGCGGCUGCCUCGCUGCAGCAGCGCAAUGCACUUGCACUAGGUGAGGUUCGCUCGCUAGCUUAGACAUAGUAUUAGGUGUUUAUUUCACAAGUAUACUAGUAUGUACUUAAAAGUAAAUAUUAUUACCAAAAAAUUGAUAAAAGCUUAGAGGGAGGUUAUAUCCAUUUUAAAUUUGUGUUAUAUUUUUGUUUAAUCCCAUUGACAUUUAUGAUUUAUGUUGAUAUAAUUAAUAUAUUAGUAAUUUAGGUGACCAAACUGUACCUUUUUUCUUUUUACAAUCUUUAUUUUCUUCACCAAAGACAAUAUUACUUGGGUUUUUGCCAUGAUUUCAUAUUAAGGAAUACUUAAUAGAAUUCCAACAAAUUUUGCCAAAGUUUGCCAAUUAAUACAUCUGCAAUCUUUUUGAAAGCCAUAUUAUUUUGUGCUUGAUUGAAUGCUUGAAAGUGUUGAUAUAUCUAAUCGAAUGUUGAUAGUUGAACUUUUACCUUCCACUGAACUAUGCUUUGAGGAUGUCUUUGUGGAAGUUUUCUUAGUUACAUUUGGCACAGCAAUAUUUUGACACUGUUUUGAAAUUACUAUUAGUCAUCAUAGAAGCAUUUAGAAGGUAAUUCUUUGUCAGACUGAAGGCAGUAAGUUCACAAGCUUACUGCUGCCAAAUGAAUUAUAUUAACCAGUCUUGUACACAGUUGUAUUAUGAAUGUUACCUUAUAGUCUGCUAUUAUUAUUUCAAUAUAAGAUUCUCUAUUUAAUAAGUUGUGCUAGUAAUAAUCCUGCUGUAUUAUAGGUAUUUACACAACCAGGUUUACUCCCACACUGUAUUGAAUUUUUGUAUAUAUGACACUGAAAUGUAGUAAUGUAACAUUUGCAAUAAAAUGUAUUUUUAUUACCACCUUUAAA
This is a messenger RNA of Cydia splendana, 7079 nucleotides long. It is a transcript of the gene RhoGAP1A, whose product is annotated as active breakpoint cluster region-related protein. Gene Ontology annotation, biological process: positive regulation of GTPase activity; intracellular signal transduction. Bases 270 to 4037 code for a protein of 1255 amino acids. The record is from RefSeq and is a predicted model, not a curated record. The transcript is spliced from 21 exons. Gene Ontology annotation, molecular function: guanyl-nucleotide exchange factor activity; GTPase activator activity. Gene Ontology annotation, cellular component: membrane. NCBI's taxonomy places the organism in Eukaryota, Metazoa, Arthropoda, Insecta, Lepidoptera, Tortricidae.